AUGUUUCCCUCGCGCAUCACGACGCCCCUCCCGUCCGAUCCGCAGUCCGAAGACAUCUUCUCGUCGGCCCUCUCGAGCCUGUUCACCGACGUCGUGCAAAAUAACCACGGCGUCCCCGGCGGCCAUCUGAUCUAUCACUCGCCGCGGUUCGGAAAAAUCGACCUGAGGAUCCCGCAGUACCCGCAUGUCGAGGAGGGGAGGAGGCUUUUCGCGCAUUACUUGUGGAACGCGGCCGUGAUCGCGGCGGAUGGGUUGGAGACGGCGAGUUCCGAUGAAGGGCUCGGAUCGCACAGCGACGGACAUGGGGCACAGGAGGCCCUAGAAUGGGAGAAGAGAUACUGGGAUGUCAGAGGGAAGCGAAUUCUUGAACUGGGCGCUGGCACGGCCUUGCCAUCCAUCAUCUCUGCCCGCUCUGGCGCGCUCUCGGCAACCAUCACAGACCACCCGUCUUCGCCCGCUUUGACCACCGGCGCCAUCGCACAGAAUGUUCGGACAAACAUCACCGAACGAUCGGAAUCGGGUGAAGCAGACACCAAGUCUUCAUCGACUUCGCCGUCGAAGUCAGGACCGGUCGAUAUAUUCGGCUACACGUGGGGCACGACGACCAUGUACAUGCCAUCGCGAUACGGUAAACGGGCCGAGCAACAGCCCAUAGAUUUUGACCGUAUCGUCAUAGCAGACUGUCUCUGGAUGCGCUCUCAGCACGUCAACCUCGUCAGGACCAUCCUGCACUAUCUCCGCCGAGAAGACCGCUCGCAGCACCCCGCAAGUCCUACCGAGAGUUGUGCGUUGGUGGUUGCCGGCUUCCACACCGGCCGCGAGACCGUGCGGCAUUUCUUCGAGGCAGCAGAAGACGUCACGGGCCAUCUUCGCGCCGCAGAGAUCUUCGAGAUCGAUGUGAACGGCCUUCGCAGGCCCUGGGGGCCCGUCCGGACCGGGGAGAAUAAAGACCAGGCCCAGAGGUGGUGUGUUGUCGCCGUGCUUGUACGAAGAUGA
Cladophialophora psammophila CBS 110553 is the source of this 996-nucleotide messenger RNA. RefSeq lists its product as uncharacterized. Lineage: Eukaryota; Fungi; Ascomycota; Eurotiomycetes; Chaetothyriales; Herpotrichiellaceae. The record is from RefSeq and is a predicted model, not a curated record. The transcript is spliced from 3 exons. Gene Ontology annotation, molecular function: protein-lysine N-methyltransferase activity. The coding region runs from base 1 to 996 and encodes 331 amino acids. Gene Ontology annotation, biological process: peptidyl-lysine dimethylation.